AUGACUGAAGAGCAAGGCAAAUAACGAUUUGCAUAUACGGCACCAAAAUAAAUUUUGGAAGAAGCUGCAUAAAUUGGUGAAGACAAUUAAACAAGAAAGUAAAAUUUAGACAAAGUUGAAGAAAAGUUCAAGUAUAAGCAAAAGAACCGCUAGUUGAGUCCAGAAAGAAAAGAUGUGUUCAAUGAUUAAGGAGGUGAGAAUGGGAGAACAUAUGCAGAAAUCAUGAUCUAAUAAGACCUAGAGAAUUCGAGAUCUGAAAUUGAAAAUAAAAUAAAAAAGACCGAGACAUUAAAUAAGGAGGAAAAAAAAUUAGUAAAAUAAUAAGUGAAGGUGGAAUAAAAUGUUGCUUAAUAAAUAAAAUAGGAAAGAUCAGAAUGGGAAUAAGAAAGCAAAGAUGUUACUAAAAAGCCUUAAAAAUGGGAAACCCCAUCAAGAGGUAUUUUUAAAUAGUUCAUAAAUAUUUAGAUGGUCCAUAAUCAUCAGCAAGAGCAUCGAGAUGGGAUAAUACUNAUUAAAUAAAAGUGAUUUUUUCUUAAUGA
Messenger RNA from Paramecium sonneborni, 539 nucleotides. Lineage: Eukaryota; Ciliophora; Oligohymenophorea; Peniculida; Parameciidae. The record is from the annotation of a GenBank genome assembly.